Lachancea lanzarotensis is the source of this 624-nucleotide messenger RNA. It is a transcript of the gene PEX17, whose product is annotated as LALA0S12e02850g1_1. The transcript has a single exon. The record is from RefSeq and is a predicted model, not a curated record. Bases 1 to 624 code for a protein of 207 amino acids. Lineage: Eukaryota; Fungi; Ascomycota; Saccharomycetes; Saccharomycetales; Saccharomycetaceae.
AUGGAUCUUGGCGCUUCGAUUGCUUGGCCUAAGGAUGAUCAAAUAGUUAAGCACUCGAACAAGUAUCAAACCCUGUAUUUCAUUACAAAUAUGUUCUACAAUGCUGGUAUUGCGACUAGUAUAUGCUUUAUCAUCGCAGCUAUGGUCCUACAACCACUCUUACAGACUCAAACGGACCAAAGAUCUGAACUCAGUGCCGCUUGUUUGCUGAAAAUAAGAAAAAUGGUUAGUUUCCUGGAAUUGAAGAUGCUAAAGAGUUCUGCAAGUGCCCUUGGCCACAAUGAAAGGGCCCACAUGAAUGGUUCGACUACAAUUGUUGAUCGUUGUACGCAAACAGAAGAGCUUCGAGAAUACUCAAUUGAGACCAAAACCCCCUUUGGUUGGACUAAAAUCAUAAGCCGUUUGAACUAUGCCCGUAAUUUGUUAGUCAACUCUGCAGAUGAACAGCCUGAGGGCUCAUCUAAAAACAGAUAUCUCCCAUUGCGUUUCCAGGUACAAUCUUUCAAUUCUUCACUCGCGGGUCUUGAAGGGCGCGAAAAAAAUGACAGUGAAGCUUUGAACAAAGGUAGCAUUAAGGGCAUACGUGACAUGAAAGGAUGGAUUAUAAAUGGUAGAGCUUUCUGA